This is a messenger RNA of Chelonia mydas (Green sea turtle), 13688 nucleotides long. RefSeq names its product neuron navigator 1 (gene NAV1). Bases 484 to 6987 code for a protein of 2167 amino acids. Lineage: Eukaryota; Metazoa; Chordata; Testudines; Cheloniidae. The transcript is spliced from 33 exons. Gene Ontology annotation, biological process: neuron migration; neurogenesis; nervous system development. Gene Ontology annotation, cellular component: microtubule cytoskeleton; axon initial segment. Gene Ontology annotation, molecular function: ATP hydrolysis activity. The record is from RefSeq and is a predicted model, not a curated record.
AAAUCCUGAGUGUGUGUGUGUGUAUAGACUGUGUAUGUGUGUGUGUAGACUGUGAGUGUGUGUGUAGACUCUGUGUGUGUGUGUGUGUGUGUGUGUUUGUGUGGCGUCACAACAGCCACCUGGCACCCUCCCCUCAGCCAGCAGCAUAAAGAGCUGGCGCGUGCCUGAGGGGCACAGGCCCACGUGACUCCCCCUCCCCGCCGACGGUCCCGGGGGGACAGACACUUUGUUCAGGAUGCUGCUGUUGUUCCCAUUGUGAAGUGGAAGCCAAAGCCGGCAGUUUCCUUAGUCACCAGCUGGAGCUGAGAGGCCGUGAGCGGCGUGUGGGGCUCCCUCCCCACGGCUUCUAUGCUGCGGGUCCGGCAGCGAGACGGGAAGCCCCGGGAGGAGCUUUCGGGGGGAACCGAUGAUGAACGGCCGUCUCCAGUCGGCGUGAGGAUGAGGUGGUGACCGGGGCAUCGCACGCCCGCAGACCCUCUGACGAUGAAUGGGACGGCCAACGUGAACGUGACUGGCCGGAGCCAUUAUGCGUCUGCUAUCCCAGUGCCCCGCACUAUGUCCCAGAGCAAGCUGCCCCCGAGGCAGAGCAGCCUGGGGGCCCCCCCUUCCCAGCGGGCGGCAUCACCACGGCCGGGGAAGGUGCCAGGCUGCAUUGGCAGUCCGGCAGCCAGAGGCUCCAAGCCCAAGAGCCUUUCUAAAGCCCCCGUGGAGGCCGGGCCUGGGCCGGAGACAGCAGAGGCAUCGGAGUGCAAAAGGGCCGACGGGGUGGAGUCUGGGCUCAGCCAGAGUGCUAGGACUCCAGGCAGCAGCCCCCGGGGGGGGCCAAAGGCGACAGCUCGAGCGACGGGGGCUCCGAAGAAGGCUCUGGUUCAAGGGACAGAGAGAGAGAAGGAGAGUCCAAAGCCCGGAGAGGCCUACAGCAGCCACGGCACCAAGAAGGGCUCAGGGAAGCCGAGUGGUGCUGCCGAGCUGGCCAAGACCCCUCACCUUCAGGGGAAGAGCCCGUCUCGCUUCAGCCUGUGCAGUGAGUCUGGGCUGCCUGGCGUCCCAGAAGGAUCCAGUGUCAAGAGGCCCCAGAGCUGCCCGGUGAAAGGCCAGUGGGUGUCGGAAGCCCUCUGGAAAGGCAGCGGGGUGCCCAAGGCAGCCAGGGGUGAGGACAAGUCCCCGGGGAUCUCACUGGGCACCAGCAGCCCCAUGCAGAAUAAGGAGCCGGCCAUCAGCUUCUCCUCAGUCCCGCAGCAAAGUCACCCGGUCACUGCCACCGUGGCACCCUUCCACUACCGGCUGCAGGGAGACAGGGAGAAGAGUGAAUUCUCCCAGGAGGAGCGCGUGUGUGAGGAACCGACCAGCCCUGCAGACGGGCCUGAGCUGGGCUUCCCAGGCUUGGCCGGCGUGUUAAAUGGUUUCAGCGCAGGCGGGAUGCUUGGCACCAACCUCAAAAGCCUGGAGCUCAGCGGCGAGGGGCCGGAGGAGCUGAAGGGCUACCGGAAAGGGGCCGAGGGCAAGGGCGGCGGCGGCGGCGGCAUGGUGCCCAAGCGGCCCAAAGCGCCCGGGGCGCACGAGCUGCGGGUCUUCAAGUCGGGCAGCGUGGAGAGCCGGCUGCCGCCCGGCCCCAGCCUGCGCAAGCAGAAGUCCCUCACCAACCUGGCCUUCCUCACCGACGCCGAGAAGAAGAUGCAGCUCUACGAGCCCCGCUGGAGCGACGACAUGGCCAAGGCGGCCAAGGGGGGCGGGCGCGGGGGGCUGAAGGCCAAGGAAGCCCCGCUCAUGUCCAAGAGCCUCUCCAAGUCGGAGCACUCCCUCUUCCAAGCCAGGCUCGCCCCCGGCCUGGCCAAGCCGCCGCUGGCCCCGCUCCCGUCCAGCCUCGGCAAGCCCAGCCGCAUCCCCCGCGGGCCCUACGCGGAGGUGAAGCCCCUGAGCACGGCGCCCGAGGCCGGCGGGGUGGAGGACAGCAAAUCCGACGACGAGAUCCUCUCCAGCAAAGCCAAGGGCCGGGAGAAGCCGCAGCAGCAGCCGGCGCCGGCGCCCGGCCCGGCGGGGAAGGGGCAGGAGGAGCGAGCCUACCUGAAGGUGGACCCGGAGCUCGUGGUGACGGUGCUGGGGGACCUGGAGCAGCUGCUCUUCAGCCAGAUGCUGGACCCCGAGUCCCAGAGGAAGAGGACGGUGCAGAACGUGCUGGACCUUCGGCAGAAUCUGGAGGAGACCAUGUCCAGCCUGAGAGGCUCCCAGGUGUCUCACAGCUCUUUGGAGAUGACCUGCUACGACAGCGAUGAAGCCAACCCCAGGAGCGUGUCCAGCCUGUCCAACCGCUCCUCCCCCCUGUCCUGGCGCUACGGGCAAUCCAGCCCCCGGCUGCAGGCCGGGGACGCUCCCUCGGUGGGUGGGAGUUGCCGGUCGGAAGGCACCCCCAGCUGGUACAUGCACGGCGAGCGGGCGCACUAUUCCCACACCAUGCCUAUGCGCAGCCCCAGCAAGCUGAGCCACAUCUCCCGGCUGGAGCUCGUCGAGUCCCUGGAUGCCGACGACGUGGAUCUCAAGUCUGGGUACAUGAGCGACAGCGACCUGAUGGGGAAGACCCUGACGGAGGACGACGACAUCACCACGGGCUGGGAUGAGAGCAGCUCCAUCAGCAGUGGCCUCAGCGAUGCCUCUGACAACCUCAGCUCGGAAGAGUUCAACGCCAGCUCCUCCCUCAACUCCCUCCCGUCCAGCCCCACGGCUUCCCGGCGGAACUCGGCUAUAGCGCUGCGCACGGACUCGGAGAAGCGCUCGCUGGCCGAGAGCGGGCUGAGCUGGUACAGCGAGGCGGAGGAGAAGGGCCCAAAGAAGCUGGACUACGACAGCGGCAGCCUCAAGAUGGAGCACGGCGCCUCCAAGUGGCGGCGGGAGCGGGCCGAGAGCUGCGACGAGGCCCCCGCCAAGGCGGGGGAGCUGAAGAAGCCCGUCAGCCUGGGCCCGCCGGGGUCCCUGAAGAAGGGCAAGACGCCACCGGUGGCAGUGACCUCGCCCAUCACCCACACAGCCCAGAGCACCCUCAAAGUGGCAGGCAAACCUGAAGCUAAAGCCACUGACAAGAGCAAGCUGUCUGUGAAGAACGCGGGCCUGCAGCGCUCUUCCUCCGACGCUGGCCGGGAUCGGAUUGGGGAUGCCAAGAAGCCUCCCUCAGGGCUCGCCCGGCCCUCUACCUCCGGCUCCUUCGGAUACAAGAAGCCACCACCCGCCACCGGCACAGCUACGGUGAUGCAGGCGGGUGGCUCGGCCACGCUCGGCAAGAUCCAGAAGAGCUCCGGCAUCCCCGUCAAGCCUGUCAAUGGGAGGAAAACCAGCCUGGAUGUCUCCAAUGCCGGGGAGCCUGGCUUUCUGGCCCCUGGGGCUCGCUCCAACAUCCAGUACCGGAGCCUGCCGCGGCCGGCCAAAUCCAGCUCCAUGAGCGUGACGGGCGGGCGUGGCGGGAACCGGCCUGUGAGCAGCAGCAUCGACCCCAGCCUCCUAAGCACCAAGCAAGGGGGCAUCUCGGUGUCACGGCUCAAGGAGCCCUCCAAGAUCGGCACGAGCCGGAGCACGCCGGCCCCGGUGAACCAGACGGACCGUGAGAAGGAGAAAGCCAAAGCCAAGGCCGUGGCCCUGGACUCCGAGUGCGUCUCGCUGAAGAGCAUCGGCUCCCCUGAAAGCACCCCCAAGGCCCAAGCCAACCACCCGCCUGCCGCCAAAGGGGCCGAGCUGCCCCCAACGCCGCUCAGAGCGCCCGCCAAGAGCUACGUGAAGCCCCCUUCCCUGGCCAACUUGGACAAGGUCAACUCCAACAGCCUGGACCUGCCGUCCUCCAGCGACCUGCCCCAGCCCCACGCCAGCAAGCGGCAGGACGGGCACCAGGCGGCCGGACACCUCACGCCUUGCUUCGCCCCCAGCCCUGCCCCCAUCCUCAACAUCAACUCGGCCAGCUUCUCCCAGGGCCUGGAGCUCAUGAGCGGCUUCAGUGUCCCCAAGGAGGGCAGGAUGUACCCCAAGCUCUCGGGCCUGCACCGCAGCAUGGAGUCUCUGCAGAUGCCAAUCAGCCUGCCCAGUGCCUUUUCCGGGGGCAGCACCACCACCCCUGCCCCUGCUGCCACCCCUCCCAUCAGCACAGAGGAGGAGACCAGUGAGCAGGGCUGGACCGGCAGCCCCAGAGCUGCACAUCUGGACAGCACCAACCGCGACCGGAACACGCUGCCCAAGAAGGGGCUGAGGUACCAGCUCCAGUCCCAAGAGGAGACCAAGGAGAGGCGCCACUCCCACACGAUCGGAGGGCUCCCGGAGUCGGACGACCCUUCGGAGCUGCCCUCGCCUCCCGCCCUCUCCGUGUCCUUGGCCGGGAAGAGCCCACUCACGAACAUCGUGAGCCCCACCGCUGCCACCACUCCGCGGAUCACCCGUUCCAACAGCAUCCCCACCCACGACUCCGCCUUCGAGCUCUACAGCACCUCCCAGAUGGGCAGCACCCUCUCCCUGGCAGACAGACCCAAGGGCAUGAUCCGCUCGGGCUCCUUCCGGGACCCCGCGGAUGACGUUCAUGGAUCGGUGCUGUCCCUGGCCUCCAGCGCCUCCUCCACCUACUCCUCGGCGGAGGAGAGGAUGCAAUCCGAGCAAAUCCGCAAGCUGCGCCGGGAGCUGGAGUCGUCCCAGGAGAAGGUGGCGACCCUGACGUCUCAGCUGUCAGCCAACGCUAACCUGGUGGCGGCCUUCGAGCAGAGCCUGGUGAACAUGACGUCCCGUCUGCGCCAGCUGGCAGAGACCGCGGAAGAGAAGGACACGGAGCUGCUGGACCUGCGGGAGACCAUCGACUUCUUGAAGAAGAAGAACUCGGAGGCUCAAGCCGUGAUCCAAGGAGCUCUGAAUGGGACUGACAUCACGCCCAAAGAGCUGCGCAUCAAGAGGCAGAACUCCUCUGACAGCAUCUCCAGCCUCAACAGCAUCACCAGCCACUCCAGCAUCGGCAGCAGCAAGGAUGCCGAUGCCAAGAAGAAGAAGAAGAAGAGCUGGGUGUACGAGCUCCGGAGCUCGUUCAACAAGGCCUUCAGCAUCAAGAAGGGCCCGAAGUCGGCCUCCUCCUACUCGGACAUCGAGGAAAUCGCCACCCCCGACUCCUCAGCCCCGUCCUCUCCCAAGCUGCAGCACGGCUCCACUGAGACUGCCUCGCCUUCCAUCAAGUCCUCCAACUCCUCCUCCGUGGGCAUCGAUGCCACUGAGCUCUUCCAGGCCAACGAGGAGGAGGAAGAGCCGGAGAAGAAGGAGGUGUCGGAACUGCGCUCGGAGCUGUGGGAGAAGGAGAUGAAACUGACCGACAUCCGGCUGGAGGCUCUGAACUCAGCCCACCAGCUGGACCAGCUCCGUGAGACCAUGCACAACAUGCAGCUGGAGGUGGAUCUCCUGAAGGCCGAGAACGAUCGGCUCAAGGUGGUCCCAGGGCCUUCGUCAGUGCCGGGCUCCAUCCCCGGGCACAUCAGGAGCACAUCUGCCUCCUCGUCCCCACGGCGCUCACUGGGCCUCGCCCUCGCUCAGUCCUUCAGCCCCGGCUUGGCAGAUACAGACCUGUCGCCGAUGGACGCUGUGGGGGCCCAGAAGGACGAGGUGACGCUGCGGAUCGUAGUGCGCAUGCCGCCCCAGCACAUCAUCAAAGGGGACUUAAAGCAGCAGGAAUUCUUCCUGGGCUGCAGCAAGGUGAGCGGGAAGGUGGAUUGGAAGACGCUGGAUGAAGCCGUCUGCCAGGUGUUCAAGGACUACGUCACCAAGAUGGACCCUGCCUCCACGCUGGGGCUGAGCACCGAGUCCGUCCACGGCUACAGCAUCAGCCAUGUGAAGAGGGUCUUGGACACGGAGCCCCCGGAGCUGCCCCCCUGCCGGAGGGGUGUGACCAGCAUCGCCGUGGUGCUCAAAGGCCUGAAGGAGAAGUGCGUGGACAGCCUGGUGUUCGAGACCCUCAUCCCCAAGCCCAUGAUGCAGCACUACAUCGGCCUCCUGCUCAAGCACCGCCGCCUCAUCCUCUCGGGGCCCAGCGGCACGGGCAAGACCUACCUGACCAACCGGCUGGCCGAGUACCUGGUGGAGCGCUCGGGCCGGGAGGCCACCGAGGGCAUCGUCAACACCUUCAACAUGCACCAGCAGUCGUGCAAGGACCUACAGCUGUACCUCUCCAACCUGGCCAAUCAGAUCGACCGGGAGACCGGCAUCGGGGACGUGCCAUUGGUCAUCCUCCUCGACGACCUCAGCGAGGCCUGCUCCAUCAGCGAGCUUGUCAAUGGCGCGCUCACCUGCAAAUACCAUAAAUGCCCCUACAUCAUCGGGACGACUAACCAGCCCGUGAAGAUGAGCCCGAACCAUGGCCUGCACCUCAGCUUCAGGCUGCUGACUUUCUCGAACAACGUGGAGCCGGCCAACGGCUUCUUGGUCCGCUACCUGCGCCGGAAGCUGCUCGAGUCGGACAGCGACAUCAACGCCAACAGGGUGGAGCUGCUGCGGGUCCUGGACUGGGUGCCCAAGCUCUGGUACCACCUGCACACCUUUCUGGAGAAGCACAGCACCUCGGACUUCCUCAUCGGCCCCUGCUUCUUCCUGUCCUGUCCUAUCGGGAUUGAGGAUUUCCGGACCUGGUUCAUCGACCUGUGGAAUAACUCCAUCAUCCCCUACCUGCAGGAGGGGGCGAAGGACGGGAUCAAGGUCCAUGGCCAGAAGGCAGCCUGGGAAGACCCCGUGGAGUGGGUCCGGGACACCCUGCCCUGGCCGUCAGCACAGCAGGACCAAUCGAAGCUGUACCACCUGCCCCCACCCAGCGUGGGGCCCCACACCACAGCCUCCCCCCCAGAGGAGCGGACUGUCAAAGACACCACGCCCAGCUCCAUGGACUCCGACCCCCUGAUGGCCAUGUUGCUGAAGCUCCAGGAAGCAGCCAACUACAUAGAGUCUCCAGACCGAGAGACCCUGGUGGAUCCCAACCUGCAGCCGACGCCGUGAGGCCGCACCGCACCGGAGAGGGGAGCUCGCCGCCCUCGGCUGUCAGCAUCCCCGCCAGCUGGUUUUGCUUUUUGUUUGGUCUCCUGGGAGUGCGCGGCCAGGGCUAGAAAGCGGCGGGGACGCGGGGCUCUGGCACGUCCCCUUGGGGCAUGGGGGCAGUGGGGCUCGGCCCACGAGAGAGCGCAAGGCACCCGCCUCCCAGCCUGACUGGCGGUAGGAGAAUCCUGGUUUCUCUUCUUGGUUUUUCUGUCUCUGUCGCAAACUCCUGGGGGCUGGGGGCCAAAUGCAGCCAACGCAGACUCCCCGGCACCCACGGGCAGGCCCCUGCGUGGGGCGGGGACCCCGCGGAACCCCUCCCAGGGUGCGGCUCGGGGGCAGGGAGGAGCAUGCAGCCCCAGAACAAGAGGAUUUUUUUUUUUUUUUUUAAUGAAACAAUCUGUGGGGCAAAGAGAAGAACAAAUCCCUGAUGGAAGUGUCUGAGUCACGCUGCCAGGGACCCGCCGGGCACCGGGUUUCACUGUCUCCCGCGCCAGCCGCCCCACAAACUCCAGUGCAAGCGAAGGCCUGGGAGAAGGAGGCGGACUCUCAGCUCUGUCUUUGUACAUCCCUUAUUUAAUCUGCAUGACAGUCAUUUAAACCAGGACUUCCCAAUAAACCCUGCUUUGGUUAUAUUCUUUCCCCCCACCCCCCCACCCUCCUAUUUGAUUUGGACAGAGUUCAGCUCUUCCUUUGUUCCUCUUUGGGUCUGGUUCUUUUCUCCCCGUUGCUGCGGCCCGAGGAGGAGCGGGCAGCCUUGCGUUGAGUCGAUUCCUUGUUUUCAUUUCCGUUUGACUCAUUUAUUUUUGUAGCUGUUGGUUUCUUCUCGGUGAUGAACCUGGUGCUGACUGGAUGCUCUCCAGUAACUGAUUCCCCCCUCGCAGCUCCUGGCAGGCUCAGCAUGGCUUCAGUCGGCAGCACGAUGCUCACAAAGAAGCACAACUGGCUGGGGGGGGGGGGGUUCCCCUCCUCACCCCCCACUUUGUGACACCCAUCUUCUAUAAGCACAAGAUGCCCGUAGCUGGGAGCCAGGCCCUGGCAGGGGGAGCUGAGAGACAGGGUCGCUGCGGCCCCUGGCAACUCAAGUGCGAGGGAGUAGCCAGAGAUGGUGACAAUCUCCCCCCAAGCCAGCAGAGCUGGUAGCGUCCGUCCCCCAUGCCCGUUCUCGCCUGGCUAGGGUAGAGGGUGACGGGACACUGAGGCGAGGGGGCUGGCAGAGGAGGCCCUGCCUGUGCCAUGUCUCCAUGUGUGGUUAGCGCAGGCAGAGAUCUCACUUCACGUCUCCAUGUCCAGCACAGAGAUCUCAGUAGCCCUUAGGAGACAUCUAGACAAGGGGCAGGCAGCAGAUGGGCCUCCCUCCUCCAUGCAUGGCGGCGGAGGAACCCGUGAAAGAGCCCCCUUCGACUCCCCCAGCCAACACCCUUGGAAAGCCCUUCCUUGUUUCCCCCAGGCUCCAGGACAGGCUGGGAGCGUUGGCUUAGGUCCAUCCAUGGGGUGGGUUCAGUACCGCUGGUGGUGCAGUACAGUGCAGGGGUCUCUCGUCUCAGGAGUCCCAAGUUGGUUUGGAUGGCAUCAUCCCGCAUCUGUCAUCGAUAGCUUUCUGGACAUCAGAAGGCCAUGAAAUAGCCCGAGAUAGCAUCUCUAGCCAUUCAGGCCAGAGGGAACCGUUCUCAUCUCUGCUCAGCACCUACCUACCACGGGCUGGAGGACUCCCCCCCCCCCCCCCGCCCCCAUCCCCCACUUGUUGCAUCCAGCUCACAGCUUGUGCGUGAUGGCUUAGAAAGAGACACCCAGUCUUGAUUUAAAGGCUGCAAGGUCUGGAGAACGUACUCCGGCCCUAGCUGACCAUGGGACUUGGUGAUGUGCAGACACAUCCUCUAGGUAACUACGCCCCCAGGGCCAUUCAUAUGCUCAGCCCAGGAGCCCAGUAAGUCCUGGCCCGAGGGAUAACCUUAGCCCAGCGGGUGCUGUUUCCUAGCAAUCGAGACAGACUAGCACCUCGGGUUGAGUCUCCGGCAAGCGGCCUGUGGGCUUGCUUGGAAUUCAGCCUGAGCCACUCAAGCUGAGCCGCAGGCGAAGGCAUGUCCCUUCCCUCACCCAGAACCACCCAGGGAGCAGAAGCCCCCGUCUGGGAAGCUGCCCCGCCUCGUGCUGCGGACUGAAUCUGCGCUGCUGUCCCUGCAAGCUGUGAAGAUCCGAGCCAAGACCUGCAAAAGAAAUAUGCAACUGCACAGCCAGAAGAGGUGGCUGUGGAAGGGGGGCAACCAUGGUGCUGCAAUGCUGCCUUAUUACCUCUGGUGCGGGGGCCGACAGAGCAGCCUGGAGUGUAUGAGGCAAGGGCACGUGUUGCCCAAAGCACUGGGUACGUGACUGGGCCCCAGCCCAGGAGCGCCAAACUGAGUCAAUGUGUGUGACCAGGGGAAGGGAGGGUGGGCGUGUUUAACCCCACUUCUCUGCUGGUGCCUGCGGUGCUCCUGUCCUGCCUAAAUGUUCCACCGAUGUACGUUCAGGGACCGCCGAGGCCUGCACCGCUCUCCGGCGAGCAGGGAGGAAAGCCGAACUGGGAGCUCGGUCCUAGCCCCACCGCACUCCCUGCUGUGGAGUGCUGGGCUCUGGCUAGCUCUCACCCCAGCUCCCCAUGGGCUGGGCUAGAUCGAUCCCUGGCCGGCUCCAUGACUUGGGGGGGUGCCUGCUGCUAACAGAGAUGCAUCCUUGGCCUCUGCCCACUGUGCUCGGGUUUGACGUCGUUGCUAGCCGUGAGCCGGGUCUCGUGAGUGUCCGUAACCAGGCAGUUCUGGAUCAGGUCUCUCAGCCUCCAGGAGCCUGUUGGAGCCCAGGACCCUGCUUACGCUUCUGGGGGUCCAAAGACCCUCACCCAGGGAUUCCUGCCGCCGGCCAAAGCUCAUGGUUGGGCUCAAGCAGAUCAUGUAGAGAGACACCCAGUCACGAUUUCAAGGCUCCGAGUGACAGAAAAUCCACCCCGUCCCUACGUGACCGUGGACAUGACCUACAAAUACAUCCUCUAGGCAAACUCCUGGCCCUAUCGCGGUCCACCUGGUGCCACCCACAGCCAGAGCUGCUGCACCAGCCUUGUCUCUUGACAGGUCUGAUCCCAUGGGCCAGCCCUGCCCAGCUGCCUACGCUGUCCCAUGCAGAUUGCGGCCUGUGCUGGGGAGGUGGCUAUGGGUUCGCGCUGGUGAACAAUGCACGAGUGGAGGAGAGCAGUCGCUCCACUCUCCCCAUCCUGCAGCCUAUUGUGUUGAAUUCACCCUGGUGGUGAUGGAGUGUGGGGUAGGGAAACCAGUGCCUAGUGCUGGUGGUUCCUGGAGCCCCUGUGGAUCUGGCCAGAUGCAGCAGCCUGGCAUCUUGGUGGGGAGGGCAGGGCAUUGGGCUCCUGUCUCGAUGGGCAGCCCCGCAGCGGGGAGCAAGGGCGAACUUUGGUGCUGCUGGCGGUUGUCCGUGCGGAGUAACGUGUCACGGGCAGAGUGCAAUCAGCUGCCGUGCCUUCGGCCUGGAGGGGCAGAUGCAACCGUGUCCACGGUUCUGAAAAGGGCUCUGGCCCCACUGCCCUGCCUUCCCAAAGGGUGUCUCUGGCAGGAGGCAGGUGCUACUAUCUUUCCGGUUUGCUUUUGCUCGGAGACGACACAAAACAACACCCGACCUGCCUUUCUCAGUCGCAUGCUAUCUCCGGGUGCAGGGCUUGGGCAGUCUGGCACACGGCGCCUGCUGGGUAUGGCCAAGGCCUGUGCACAGAAUCUCUCUGUCCCUAAUGCUCUCCGGGGGCUUAAAACCAACCCAAGAGGCCUUUCGAUGUAAGGAAAAUCUGGGCUGGUGCAAUUCCCCGCCCCCCACCAGACGCCAUGUGUGUAGGCGCGGGGGGGCGUUCCUAUUGAAGUCUGUGACCCUCCCAAGGGCAGACCCUUGGACCGGUGCUGCCAGGGAUUUGCAGCAGUGUUGUGUGCAGAUCUAAGGUGCUUGCUUCACUCCCUGUGUGUGUGAUCGUGGACAUGUACACCCUGUCAAUGUAACCCAAUAUGUGGGGGUUGCAUGCACAACCCUGGGAACUCGGGGGGGCUGAAGGGAUCGGUUUGGCUGAAGCAGAAGGUUCCAUUGGCUGGUUUAAUGUGCACAAUCCCCCCUGGUGAUUGUCUUGGGCGCUGGUUUUUGGUACUCUUGGCUAUGAGCUUUACCUCACCCGGGUCCCCUGAUGUUAGGGGCCAGCCCCUCGACCGAUGGAAAUCGGUCCAGCCGCAUUGGAGCAUUGCUGCGGCACUUUGCGCCAGCCAAGGGUCCAGUGGCAGGGGUGAAGCGACAUGGGCACAGAUGAUGUCCAUGGCUCUUAACAAUGGUGGUAGAAUCAGUGUGGACAGAGAUGGGGAACGGCCUGGGGUGUCCCAUCUAGUCUGUCCCGCAGGCCCUGUUCUCCAGAGUUUUGUUCCGUGAUCUUAAAUGACUCAAGCAAUGGCCUAGCCACCUCUGCCCCAGGGCGACCGUUCCACACUGAUCCCUCUUGCUGCUGAGAAAUUUGCUUUUGCUCAAAGCUCCCACAGUCCCAACCCACAUGAUUCCUCCUCUUCCGUGGGCUCAGCGCCUUUCCAAGAGUCACAGGCAAUUGGAAGGGCCUCGCUGUGUCUUCGCCACCACUUAGCAAAGCUAUUAAUACUGGGUUCUCAUCAUUCUUCCCCUACUGUUCAUCUCUCCAGCUCCAUUCUCACCAGAAUUGCUCUUCUCUCAAUCCCCUUGCUUUGCUAUUAACACCGACGUUAUAGGAGCAGCCAGAGAGCCGUUCGGGCCUGGCGCUUGUACAAACUCACAGCAAGACCGAGGUCGAGAGCCUCAAAAGUAUUUCGGUGCCUGACUCCCAUUGGUUUCUGGGCCAUGGUUGAAGAAAAAUUGUUGGCAUCUUUCUGCCUAAUGCAGAACCCAAGAUCAAACCACCCCCACACGUUUGGAUUCAGAGCUGGAGCCGCACUGGGCAGCUGGGCCCUGUCUCACAGGGAGGUGCCGUAUUCUGGGCCCAGGCUGCCCCGUGUCGGGACGUAGAUGCCGCUCUGACCCAGCAUGGUUUUCGGUGUUUGGCAACACAGGUGGCUGGGUAAUUAAAUCCCCCCUGGAAUCCAGUGACCCCCCUCCCCCCCCCCCAGAGGUUUCUUUUACACUCUUUCAACGAGGAGUCCGGUGGCACCUUAAAGACUAAUAGAUUUAUUUGAGCAUAAGCUUCCCUGGAUAAAAACCCCACUUCUUCAGAUGCAUGGUUUUUACCCACGAAAGCUUCUGCUCAAAUAAAUCUGCCAGUCUUUAAGGUGCCACCGGACUCCUCCUUGUUCUUGUGGAUACAGACUAACACGGCUCCCCCCCUGAUAUUUUACACUCUUUGUGGCUUCUGUUUUGGAGACCUGGGUUUGAAGGCGCUCAGCAGCUGUCACUCUUGGGGGGGAAACACCUGCCUAGGCCAAGACUCUCCCAGGUGCGUAGGCACCUCGUCCCCAUUUCAUUUCAGUGGGCGUGAGACACUUGAAUCCCUUUUGAGGAUCGGGGCCCUAGGCCUUAAUUUCUUGCCCAACCGCACGCAGUAUUUCACCCUCCUCACCGUGGCCAGGCGUCCCUGUCAGUGCACCAGUGCUGGGCUGGGUAUGAUCCAGUUGGGUGGCAGGGACCUAGCCGCAUUCUGUAGGGUUUGAAUCAACCCUUGGCAUCUAGCGCUGGCAUCCAGCUUUGUGCCAGCCAGCAGGUGGCACGCUCCCAUUCCUGGCGAGGAAGGAAGAGCCAAGAGGUAGCGUAUUAAACCAGCCAAGCCACCAAGCAGCAGCUGCAUGGCAUGGGCGGCUUCUCUGCCAAUGUGUCUCUAUGGGAUAAGCCCUGGUCCUUGUCUGUCCGCUCUGUGUCCGUAUGAGCCUGGUGCUUUGCACAGUGAUUUACCUGCCGCAUGCUGGACUCGACACUGGGGUUUUCUCUCGUUUGCCUUUUCUGUUCACUCUGUAGGAUAAGGACACGCUGUAAAUAGCACUGUACCCGGAGGCCCCGAGUGAGUUGGACGGGGCCCGGCCCCGCCUGUCUGUCCUUUUUUGUACUAUGUGUGAAUAACUGUGCUGUGCCGACUCAUGUUUCUGAUUGUAUGAGACACCUGCCCAGCAAUCGCUAUAGGGCAGUAGCAAGGACGGGGCGGGGGGACACGAGCCCUGCCCCAUCAGACUGGGACUGCCCCCCACCUGCCCCCUUGCAUGGGCUGCAGGAACAGCGGUGCUAGAGGGGGCAACACAGGGGACAGGAGGGCUUCAGGGGCCUGAUGCUGAGAGCUCGUGGGGAGAGAGGCCCAUUUCUGACAGGCUACGGGUGGGUGUUUAAAAGGAGCCUAAGGGCAUGAGCCCCCCAGCUCCCCUUCAACUGCAUCUUGGUGCCUCACUCCCGGAGACCCUUGGCUGUUGCCCGUAGUCCAGCUCCGUCCCUAGGAGCAGCCCUUGUCCAUCCACCAUGGAGCUUUCCAGGCCAUCGCUAGGAAGUGGCCAGGUGCUAGGGACAGGCAGAGGGUUGGGGGUGGAAUAAAGUCCCACCCAGAGUUGGAACCAACUGUUUCCUCUGCCCCUGCCUCCGCCGCAAGCUAUGGUUUCCAUUCCGAAUUCAAGUUAGGCUCCCCUGCCUUCCCCCCCACCCCCGCCAGGCACCCC